This is a messenger RNA of Oppiella nova, 2253 nucleotides long. The record is from the annotation of a GenBank genome assembly. NCBI's taxonomy places the organism in Eukaryota, Metazoa, Arthropoda, Arachnida, Sarcoptiformes, Oppiidae.
AUGGUCUUCAGUGUUAUGUUUGGGUGGAGUUGCAUAGUCUUGGGCACAUCACUGGUGAUCCUUAUGGGCUCUAACAUCUGCAUUGGAUGCCCGUCCACACCAGUCAUGCAACUCGACUACAAUUUACCCCCGUGUGAGGACCGGCCGAAGGAUGUGGUGCCAGAGGAGCCAUGGCUCGAACAGACACUUAUCGGGGUCUUCAAGGUCUGGCACGUCAUCUUCUCCGGUCUUUUCUCGGGACUGGCCAUAGUGAUUGUGUUGUGCUGUCUAUUCCGGUGUCGAAUCCCACGGACUAAACAAGAGAUUGAAGCAGAUUUUGUCCGCAGAAGACUCACUAAAGUGUUUAGAAAUCAUUUAAACAAAAUUAAAAUUGAAGAAUUAGAGGCUCAACCAAACAAUUUGCUUCCGGUAUUACAAAGAGUAGAGAAGAUGGAAACGACUCGUAUGAACAAACAGGUAUCGUUUGAGAUGGGAAAGCCUACGUGGAGACAGAAGUUGAGGGCUAUGUUUGCGAUGGAGAGGGAGAUGACGACCAGCUCUUCCAUAGAAGACGAGAAUAUAAGCGCCAAAUACGACACCAACGACGGCCUCAACGAAGAGGACAGAGAAUUGAGGCGACAAAAGGACGCCAAGAAGAAAGUGGAGGAAGAGAUCCGUAUGAAAGAGAUCACCAAAACUGUGGACAACGCCAAGAUUGACGGAUCUUCUUUUAAUGUAAUCUCGGAUCAGUUCACGAUUUUAAUGGGUUUUGAGUCGAAGAAGGAAAGGGAGAAACGGGAGAAAAAUGAGAGAAAACUGAAGCAAAAGGAAGAGAAACAGAAAGAAUUGGAGGAAAAACAAGAGAAGAAAGAGAGAGAAAAGGCGGAGAAAUUUGAGCAGAAAAAGCGAGAAAUUGAAGAAAAACUACUGAAAGAAGAGACAAAACUGAAGGCAAAGAGAGACAAAAUGAUGGGAAAAGACACCGAAAAACAAGACGACGAGAAGACAACUAAAAACGAGAUCAGUAUUGAAGUGAAUGGAAAUGUGGAGGAAGUGAUUGAAAAUCACACAACUAUUACAGAAUCAGAGGUACAAAAGAGUGGAGACGAGGGGACAGGUAUUGACGUCAAGGAAGACAUCGAAAAAAUGAGCCCAAAAGCUCGGAAACUGUUGGAAAAGGAGAUGAAGAAAGAGAAGGAAAGGGAGAAGAAGGAGAGGGAGAAAGAAGAGAAACGACUAAAAGAGGAGAAAAAGCAAAAGGAAAGGCAGGAAAAGAAGGAAUUGGAGGAAAGGCUUAAGAGAGAGAAAGAAGAGAAGAAAUUGAGAGAAAAAGAGGAGAAAGAAAAGGCAAAAGAAAAUAAAAAUAAACUAAAAGAAGAGAAAAAUAAACCAAAGGAUGAGAGCGAAGUGAAAAGCGAUGAAAAUGUUGAAAAUGUCGACAAAGAGGUUGAAAACACCGAAAUUGAUGAUCAAAUCGACAAAAAUAAAGAAAAAACAAAUAAAACAAUUGAAGAAAAUAUUGAGAAAGAAGUGAAGGAAUUGACAAAAUCUUUGGAAAAAACUGAUAAAAAUAGUGACGAAAAACAAACAAAAACCAAAGACAGGGAAAGAGAUCGAAAGGAGAGGUCUAAGGAUAGGGAAAAGAAAGAGAGAUCCAAAGAGAGACAUAGAGAUCGAAGUGAGAAGUCAAAGGAAAGGGAGGAAAAAGACUCAAACCAUAGACACGAAAAAAGUAGACAUAAUAUUGAAGGCGAGUCCAAACAUAAAGAGGAAACGGAUGGCAAACGGAAAGAGGAGUCGAAGACAAAAUCAGAUAAAAAGGAAAAGUCUUCGAGAAGUGAGAAAAAGGCCAAAGAAAAGGAAGAGUUUAGUGAGAAAUCGAGAGAAAAGUCAGAAAAAUCAGAUAAAGUAAGCGAAGACGUGAAGAGACAUCGAGAUAGAGAUCGAGACAAGAGGUCGAAAUCGCGAGAUCGAGAAAAUGAGAGAAAAUUAGUUAAACAGAAGAGAAGUGAAGAGACGAUUGAAAUUGAAUUUGAAGACAAACUAAUGUCUCAAAUGGAAAGCACAGACAAUAAUCGGAUAAUUAUUGAACCAAUUGAUGAACAAAUUAUAGACAUUGAGAACAUUGACAGACAAUCGAUUGCAACGACGACUACGAGUGGCACGAGUUAUGCCACUUAUGCCAGUCAUCACCGCAUGAGUCGUGAGGAGAAGACUAAGAAAUUGGUUGACAUUCAAAGAAGUAAAAGUCGGGACUCAACGAGAAGUACCAGA